UUACUUCUAAAUAUAGGAUUACCUUGUGUUCUUUCUCCCUUCGGAACCCUCUCUCUGCCAUGUUCAUCUCCCAUUUCGUUUGAGGGCAUUCUGGUAAAUCUGGAACGCCAAAUCUCACAGCUACAUCUAUGCCUCUGUUCACUUCUCAUUGGCUGCACCUCCUCACAAACUAAAUCCAAUGCUAUUUUAUAAUCCUUUCUCUUGAACCUUCCCCCAUCUCCUCCACCAUAAAUCCUACCCUCCCCAAACACACACACACCAACCAAGAGGAAAAAAGAGGAUUCCAGAAGUUGGUGUGAUCUGAUGAGAGUGCUUGGAGCUUAGAAGAUAAUCCAAGGAUUUUUUUUCCGGUAACAGGAACACACGUGUGAAUUAGAAGUGAAGAGGUUAAUGGAAUCAGAUCUUCAGCAGCACCCUCCGAUGUUUUUGGAUCAUCACCAGCAGCAGAUGAAUUCAGGGUUGACACGGUACCGAUCGGCUCCAAGUUCGUAUUUUUCGAGCAUCAUUGACCGUGAGUUCUACGAGCACGUUUUCAAUCGCCCCUCAAGCCCCGAAACAGAGCGAAUGUUGACGCGGUUUGUGAAUAGUCUCGGUGGGGGUGAUGCUGAUGCUGAUGCAGAGGAUUCACUUGCUACUCAGAAUCCCCCAACUGUUGUUGCAGUUAAAGAAGAGGUUAAUGUUAAUCCUCAACCACAGGAUGUGCCAUCCAUGAGUAACGAACCCCGUGUUCUCCAACAGCAACAACAAAGUAAUAUCAAUAGUUAUGGAUCUUCUGCUCCUCACAGUUUUUACCAAAACACUGGACGGCCACCUUUGCCAAACCAGAUGAAGACUGGUCGUGGAAGCAGUUCCAGUCUCAUCAGGCAUGGUAGCUCACCUGCUGGAUUGUUUUCAAACAUUAAUAUUGAAACUGGCUAUGCUGCUGUGAGAGGCAUGGGAACUAUGGGAGCGGUUAGUAACACUAGCGAGGAAGCAAACUUUUCUCCUGCAACGGGGAUGAAGAAUGCACCAAACUACGCUUCGGGAUUAAUGUCAUCAAGAGCUGAAAUUGGAAACACGAGCAAUGCACAGAACAAUGCAGAAAAUGAAGGGUUUGCUGAAAGCCAGGGUAACGAAUUUAUCCCCGGUUUCCCUGUAGGUGCAUGGGAUGAUUCUACAAUCAUGUCUGACAAUAUGACUGGUCUAAAGAGAUUUAGAGAGGAGGAUGUAAAACCAUUUUCUGGUUUAAAUGCAGCUGAAAAUCAGAAUGAAACAGGAGGCCAGCCUUCUUCUGCUUUGGCUCAUCAGUUGAGUUUGCCAAAUACUUCGGCAGAAAUGGCAGCUAUUGAGAAGUUUCUUCAGCUCUCAGAUUCGGUUCCUUGCAAAAUUCGUGCCAAGAGGGGUUGUGCCACUCACCCAAGAAGCAUUGCAGAAAGGGUUAGAAGAACUAAAAUUAGUGAGCGAAUGAGGAAACUACAAGAUCUCGUCCCGAACAUGGAUAAGCAAACAAACACGGCAGACAUGUUGGACUUGGCUGUUGAGUACAUUAAAGACCUUCAAAAGCAAGUUCAGACUCUUUCAGAGAAUCGCGCGAAGUGUACGUGUGCACAGAAGCAGCAGCAAUAACGGAAAAGGAGGAAGAUAGCCGCGUUAUUCCGUGUACAGCUUAGUAAUAAUUUGGUCUAGAAACUAGAGAAGAAGCUUUCCGAUAAUUAUGUAGCCACAUAUUCAGCGGUUGUUUGGGAGUGGUGGGAAAAUCCGCUUAUAAAAGUUGACUUUAUGAUCGAAAUUUGAUGCAACAUAUUCAAAGCAUGGUGUACAAAGUUUUCUGAUAUAAGUCCAUGCCUUUACUCUUAGGGGGCCCUCAUUUUGGGGGACGGAGGAUCGAUGAUGGGGUUGGGUGAAAAUUUCAUUUUUGCAUCAAUAACGUUAAAAGGGAUGUUAUGUAUGGGUUUGGUUUGGUUUGGUUUCACAUUGAAUGACAUGGGAAACAUGGGGGACCGAAGCCGACAUAUUUUUUGUUGGUUAUAUAUACUUGUAUGAGUAGUGUGUGUUUUACUUUAUUGUUAUUCUUAUUAUUACCAAUAAUUUUGCCCUUCCUUUUCUCAUGAA
Cajanus cajan (pigeon pea) is the source of this 2091-nucleotide messenger RNA. RefSeq names its product transcription factor bHLH122. The record is from RefSeq and is a predicted model, not a curated record. Gene Ontology annotation, cellular component: nucleus. Gene Ontology annotation, biological process: regulation of transcription by RNA polymerase II. Gene Ontology annotation, molecular function: DNA-binding transcription factor activity, RNA polymerase II-specific; RNA polymerase II cis-regulatory region sequence-specific DNA binding; protein dimerization activity. NCBI's taxonomy places the organism in Eukaryota, Viridiplantae, Streptophyta, Magnoliopsida, Fabales, Fabaceae.